Messenger RNA from Adineta ricciae, 342 nucleotides. Lineage: Eukaryota; Metazoa; Rotifera; Eurotatoria; Adinetida; Adinetidae. The record is from the annotation of a GenBank genome assembly.
AUGAUGAAUCAUUUAAAUGCAAACAAUUCGAAUAGUCAUCGGUGGGGAAAUACGGAAGAUAUUCCUCAACUAAGUACACCUGUAACUCCACGGAAAAGAGUCGAUGAUGACAAAGAACGUUUGAAGUUUACCGAAGGAUCGACAUGCGGUUGUGAACAAUGGUGUAAGGAACACAAUUCAUCAUUUGGAGUAUGUGCUGAUGGUCAUUCAUGUGUCUGCCGCGAUGAAUUUAUUCCAUAUGAUUCUAUCGGCGAUGCAUGUACUUGCGAUCAGUGGUGUCGAACAUACGCUCAUAAAAGCGGUGGAAUUUGUGGCGAUGGAUACACUUGUAUCUGUUCAUGA